Messenger RNA from Bursaphelenchus xylophilus (pine wood nematode), 1613 nucleotides. Lineage: Eukaryota; Metazoa; Nematoda; Chromadorea; Rhabditida; Aphelenchoididae. The record is from the annotation of a GenBank genome assembly.
AUGAUCCUGAACACCAGUUUCGGUCUCUAUUGUGCGAUCGUUUCGAUCAUCAGCAUUCUGCUGAAUCUGCUUUUCUUGUUGGUCACCAAGUUAAAGCGAGUUGAGGGUUUCCAGGAAGUGUUGGUUUUUAUGCGUAACAUUGCCGUAGGCUAUAUUUUGAUGUCCCUGUGUUUGGUGGCGAUAGCGCCGCAACAAGUGGUGGUGAAUGCAAGCAUCAUAUUUAUUCCACAUGGGUUGCUGGCUCAGGCCGAUUCCGUCCUUAUGGUGAGUAUUCCAUGCUGAUGACGCAUUUCAAAUCUCCAUUCCUCCAUAAAAUUAAAUGAGAGUGAAGAAAUAAGAUCGUGCCGGUGGUUUGGGAAGAAAAACGAUAAAAACGCUUCCCAAAUUUUUUUGAAAAAAUAGAAUGGAAGAAAGAAAGCCGGCACAAAAAAAAACAAAUUUACUGUCUUCUUCAAAAUCCCAAAGUCGAUCUUAUUUCCUCAUUAAAAAAUUUUUUAAUUCCAGCAUGGCCUCGCCUCCUUGGGUUGUGGAAUCUACCUGUAUACGGUGUUCAGCUUCAUGGUUAUGUUCUUAUAUCGUUACAACGUCACUUGCAAGACCUCGAUGAUGUCCUCCGUUUUCUCUCGACGUAACAUUACCACGUUUCUCCUUACUGCGGGCAUUUUUUGUGUGAUUCAAUCAGUUCUUUUCUAUUAUUCCGCAGUCGAUGCAACCUAUUUAUCCGAGAAAUUGAAUCGGACCCGAGAUAUUGAUUCCAUUUUGGCCAAAGAUCAGAAUCUUCAACGGCAACUUCAGAAUCAAGCAGAUAUACAGCAGCAGCAACAGCUUAUUCAGGCCCAAACUGGAGAAGUUGCGCGUCCACAGACCUUGAAUGGGAUGGAAGCGAGUUCUGUCCCGCAGAAAACUGUAAACUCCUUUGAUAAAUUAAAAAAUGAUGACAAAUAAGUUCAAAAAUAAAAAUAAAUUUUAGGUCGGAAUUUUCGGAAUCGACUAUUCCCGGAAUCCGAUGGUCUUUCUAUCUGCUGGAAUCUUUGCCGUGACCAAUGUAAUCAGCUCCGUUAUUAUCCUUGUCGCCUCUUUGGUAGUGGCAUGUAAAUUGAGAGGAAGACAGGUAAAACCUUUUAGACUAAUAUGCUUGACAAUCAUUCUAGGAGGCAAUGUCAGAACAAUCUCACUCGGAGCAUCAAAAGCUGACGAAUGUUUUGAUCCUGGACGCUUAUAUUCCUGUUUUAAUGGCAUUAUGUCCGGCGGUUAAUUUUGUUUUUUGUAUAUUCCAACAGGAUUAUGUGUAAGGAAAUUUGAAUUCUGUUCUAUGUUUUACGAUGACAUUUACGAUGUGGAACUUAAUUUUCAGUCGUUUCCAAGAGUUCUUUGGCAUCCUCGUCUUGGCCCCGAUCCCAGCUCUCUUCCCUUUGAUGAAUGUUUUCUUGGUCCCAGAACUUCGCAACACCGCUUUCCAAGUGGUCAUUCUGACUUACUGGAGAAACAAACGAGCCGCCGUGGACAAGGAACGAAAAGAGAAUUCGAAUCAAGCACAAGAGCAGCUGAACGAGGCACAAGUCAGCGCCUUGAAGAACAUGACCGAUCGGGCCGGAGUGAAGCCAACACAGUAG